AUGGCCACCCGAAAGCAACUCUCAGCAGCUGCCUAUACAGUUGGGCUUAUCUACGUCAAGCCCCUCGAGAUGCACGCCAUUACUGUGAUGUUAGAUGAGGAACAUGACCCUAUCACCCUACAACAGGGAGACAGCAACGAGUACACGCUUGGUCGCAUUGGGGCGCAUAAUGUCGCUAUUGCAGGGCCAGCCCGAGGUGCGCAAGGGAAAGUUGCUAUCGCUGACGUGGUAGGGCGCAUUCCUUUGACCUUCACGAACAUGACAGUAGGACUGCUGGUCGGUAUUGGGGGCGGCAUACCUCAUCUCCCGAAGAUGGAUGUGCGUCUUGGAGAUGUCGUCGUUGGGGCGCCUGAAGUUGGGCCUGCGGUCGUACAGUAUGAUCUCGGAAAGCAGCUUUCAGACGACUUCGAGGUCACCAGAACACUCAAUAAACCUCCAGCGCAGUUACUCAAGGUUGUCAACAUAUUGGAAGACAGGUACAUCCGACAAGAACAAGGGGAUGAAAGCUUCUUCACGACCCACCUAGAUCGAUUCACCAAAUACCCGAGAAUGAAAAGGUUAUACAAACGACCAGCCACCCCAGAUCGAUUAUUCCUUACCAGCUAUGCCCAUGAAGCCGGCACACAGUGCACGCAGCACGAUAAGCAGUACGAGGAACAGCGACCAGAUCGCGAUCCAGCAGAUGAGGUACAGAUUCAUUACAGCACAAUCCUGUCUGGCGAUCGGGUCAUGAAACACGAGGUCACCAGAGACCAGAUCAGCGCAAAACAUAACAACGGCCUUUGCUUCGAGAUGGAGGCCGCCGGGCUGAUGGAUGUCUUCCCCUGUCUCGUGAUCCGAGGGAUCUGCGAUUACGCAGACUCGCAUAAGAACAAAGACUGGCAGGAGUAUGCAGCAGCGACCGCUGCAGCCUAUGCACGAGAGAUCCUCCUUUCUAUGGCUGAGAGAGUCGUCAAGGAUAUAGGGACCUCCACCGCUCCAGAUAGGAGUGGGGGAAAUGUCGGUACGGACGCUUCCAGCGGGCACGGGGGUAAUUCUUCCCAUGUGGUCUUCUCUGGCAGCAACAAUUCAGGCGUCCAGUUGGGGCACAACACCGGCACCAUCAGUGGAUUUACAUUCGGGAAGCAGUAG
This is a messenger RNA of Endocarpon pusillum Z07020, 1131 nucleotides long. RefSeq lists its product as uncharacterized. Bases 1 to 1131 code for a protein of 376 amino acids. Gene Ontology annotation, molecular function: catalytic activity. NCBI's taxonomy places the organism in Eukaryota, Fungi, Ascomycota, Eurotiomycetes, Verrucariales, Verrucariaceae. The transcript has a single exon. Gene Ontology annotation, biological process: nucleoside metabolic process. The record is from RefSeq and is a predicted model, not a curated record.